Molecule: messenger RNA, 702 nt
Organism: Belonocnema kinseyi
Lineage: Eukaryota; Metazoa; Arthropoda; Insecta; Hymenoptera; Cynipidae
Exons: 1
Coding region: 1-702 (233 amino acids)
Biological process (GO): DNA integration
Molecular function (GO): nucleic acid binding
Source: RefSeq, a predicted model, not a curated record
AUGAAUAUUUUCUCCAAGUACGUCUGGCCCAUUCAUGUUAAAAGCAAGAGUGGGCCAGAUGUAACUUCAGCAAUGCAGUCUAUACUGGUGCAAGGUCGUGUAUCAAAAAACUUACACAUUGACGAAUGCAAAAAGUUUUAUAAUUCACCUUUAAAAAAUCUCAUGCAACGAUAUGGCAUCAAUCUCUACUCAACGCAUAGUAAUCUGAGCACAUCGAUCUGUGAAAGAUUUAAUCGCACAAUUAGGAAUAAGAUGUGGCCACAAUUUAGCUUUAAAGGUAACUGCAAAUGGAUAAACAUUUUACCUACUUUCAUCUCCAAGUACAACAAUACCAAAAGUCGAUCAAUCGAUGUGAAGCUUAAAGAUAUUACUGCCAAAGAUGAAGAGGAGCUGAUGCAACGCUUCAAAAAACUAAUAGAUAUACCCAGGAAAAGGUCAAAGUUCAAAGUUGGUGACCGAGUUCAAGUAAGAAAGUGGAAGCACGUUUUUGAAAAUGGAUAUACACCCAAUUUGACGACAGAGAUAUUUACUGUGGAUCGAGUUAUGUCGACGAAUCCAGUGACUUACAAGCUCAAGGACUACCAAAAUCAACCUAUCGCUGGUAGAUUCUAUGAACAAGGACUUCUCAAGGUUAAGCAUAUAAAUGUAUACCUUGUGGAAAAAGUAAUCAAGAAGCGUGUCAACAAAAUGUUUGUAAAGUGA